Messenger RNA from Malania oleifera, 2839 nucleotides. Its product is annotated as serine/threonine-protein kinase WNK1-like. Lineage: Eukaryota; Viridiplantae; Streptophyta; Magnoliopsida; Santalales; Ximeniaceae. Gene Ontology annotation, molecular function: ATP binding; protein serine/threonine kinase activity. The transcript has 7 exons. The coding region runs from base 491 to 2689 and encodes 732 amino acids. The record is from RefSeq and is a predicted model, not a curated record. Gene Ontology annotation, cellular component: cytoplasm. Gene Ontology annotation, biological process: protein phosphorylation; intracellular signal transduction.
ACUUGUGCAGCGGCCAAAAUAAAUAGCCAAAAAAAAAAAAAAUGAGGGGUGCUUGGCCUCUGCUUUUCCAAGGUGUAGCAGGCAAGCAGGCAGGCAUUGACGCAUUGUGCAUUGGUACACCUCGUCGUCCUCGUGACCGGAUAAGCGAAGGAGACGGAGUGGCGUUUUGUGAUCGUGUUUGGUGCUUAGGACACUCCCUUGCCUCAACAAAUCUUUGCCUCGCUGUCUCUCCAGUUGUUGAAAAAGCCUUUUCAUUUUGAUGGCACUCUCUCUCCCGUUGUCUUCCCCACACCCCCAUUCAUCCUUCCUUCACUAAAAAUUUGUUUAUUAUAUCACUGACCUCUGCAAUGAAUAGAUACCCUUUUCUGUUCAUUUCGUUUUGGUGACUGAUCUGAUCCUUCCUGCCUCUCCCUCUUUCUCUGUUCAUCUUGAAGGAUAUUUUUAAUACGAGUAUACGACAAAUAAAAUAGCUAUUUGUGGAAAUAAAAGAAUGGAUAAUGUUAGAGUCCUUGGACCAGACGACCUUGAAUUUGUGGAAGUUGAUCCCACUGGAAGAUAUGGAAGGUACAGUGAAAUUCUUGGCAAAGGAGCUUCAAAGACAGUUUAUAGAGCCUUUGAUGAGUACGAUGGAAUUGAAGUAGCUUGGAAUCAGGUGAAGCUUAAUGAUUUUAUGUAUUGUCCUGAGGAUCUUGAGAGGUUGUACCGUGAAAUUCAUCUGCUCAAGACCUUGAAACAUGACAAUAUCAUGAAGUUUUACACUUCUUGGGUUGAUACUGCUAACAAGAACAUGAACUUUGUGACUGAGAUGUUCACUUCUGGUACUCUGAGACAGUAUAGACUUAAACACAAGAGGGUUAACAUUAGAGCUUUGAAGCAUUGGUGUAGGCAGAUAUUGAGAGGGCUUCUCUACCUCCAUAGCCAUGACCCACCUGUGAUCCACAGAGAUAUCAAGUGUGACAACAUAUUUGUUAAUGGGAACCAGGGGCAACUCAAGAUUGGGGAUUUUGGUCUUGCCGCUAUCCUCCGGAAAUCCCAUGUUGCACUAUGUGUAGGAACACCAGAGUUCAUGGCUCCAGAAGUAUAUGAAGAGGAAUACAAUGAACUAGUUGACAUCUAUGCUUUUGGAAUGUGCAUCCUGGAAAUGGUCACGUUUGAAUAUCCAUACAGCGAGUGCAACCAUUCUGCUCAGAUAUACAAGAAAGUUAUCUCUGGGAAAAAACCAGAUGCUUUGUACAAAGUGAAGGAUCCUGAGGUGCGACGAUUCGUUGAGAAAUGCUUGGCUACAGUGUCUCUUAGGCUCCCUGCUGUGGAGCUAUUGAGGGACCCUUUUCUCCAAAUGGACAACUAUGAAUUUGAUUUGAGGCCAGCUGAUUACUUUGGGAAUCUCAAUGAAGAAGGCCCUAUCCAUAGACAACCAUUUUUUGGAGGCCAUCAUUAUAGUAGUUCUCUGAUUAACAGCAAUUAUCCUGGUUUCGAACCUGAGAAUGACUUGGAUUCCCAUCUAAUUGAAUUUGGAAUGAGCAGCGAUGAUCUCUUUGCUUUUCAUGAGGAUGAACAUUUAGCAGAUGUUGACCUCACCAUCAAAGGGAAGAGGAGAGAAGAUGACGACAUCUUCUUAAGGAUUAGAAUUGCAGACAAAGAAGGCCCUGUUCGAAACAUAUACUUCACUUUUGACAUUAAAUCUGAUACAGCCUUUAGCGUAGCAACUGAAAUGAUUGCCGAGCUGGAUAUUACUGAUCAAGAUGUAACUAAAAUAGCAGACAUGAUUGAUGGUGAGAUUGCUGGUUUGGUGCCAGAGUGGCAGAGGGGGGUGAGUUUUGAUGAAAAUUUGCAUAACUCAAAUGCAAGUAUCUGUCAAAACUGUGCUUCAAGCAUUUCCCUUCUUGACUAUCUGUCAUCAGAUAAUCCGGGUGCCAGGGACCUGCAAGUUCUUCAAUGUUCAAGACAUGGAGAUGCGGCAGCACACGGCCGAUUUGAAGAAAUCACAUAUCAAGUUGAAGGAUCAGAACCAUGUGUUGCAGAACAUGCCCCAGCUUCCUCAAGCCAAUAUGAUGGCAUUCGUUAUACUGACAUUUGGGCUCAGCGAGAUGGGCGUGAACUGAGCUCACAAGAGUCGAGAGAAAUCCACUCCAGUGCAGCACAUGAACCUCUGGAUCAAUCAACUGUGGAGAGGGAUGAGAGAGCUGCAAUUGUAGACAAUCAAAGUGAAUCCAUUUCAAGAAACUCUUUUGCUGUAAAUCCUCCAGCUACGUGCAUUCCCUCGGAUGAUUAUGAGAAUGAAAUAAGGCAAGAGUUGAGAUGGCUUAAAGCGAAGUAUCAAAUGCAGUUAAGAGAACUCAGAGACCAAGAAGUAGGGGUUAAGUCAAAAUCAUUUAGUAUAGCUCAAAAGUCAAAUGACAUGGAAGGCAGGAAGGACAAUGUUCCAUUUUUGGUUUCAGCUUCACUAGCAGGAGAUGAGAAUGACGUUGUCCUUGCCUAUGGGAAGAAUUUUUCCUCUUGUGUUCCUGUUGAUGUUAAAAAUAGAUACCCCAGUUUGACGAGCCAAAAGGUCCAAAAUUGUGAGGCAGCGAGCAAAGUAUCCUACAGUCCUGAGCAAUUGGUCACUGCCAACAGUUUCUAUUCAGCAACUCUGCUUCCACACUCUCUUCAUAGGGCAACUUCUCUUCCAGUCGAUGCUGUAGAUUGUUAACCCCUCCAAGCAUCCUGCGCUCCCUCCACCAAAUUGCAUCACCUCUUACCCUGUCUAUGAGAAGUUCGAGUUCCAGUGUUUUUUUUUUUUUUUCAAAUCCAGGGAAUUUUGCAUUGCAUUUUAUCAAAAUCUACAAAAUCUCAAACGCAA